This is a messenger RNA of Thalassophryne amazonica, 2731 nucleotides long. RefSeq names its product bestrophin 1 (gene best1). The transcript has 11 exons. The record is from RefSeq and is a predicted model, not a curated record. Gene Ontology annotation, molecular function: chloride channel activity. The coding region runs from base 330 to 2516 and encodes 728 amino acids. NCBI's taxonomy places the organism in Eukaryota, Metazoa, Chordata, Actinopteri, Batrachoidiformes, Batrachoididae.
GGCCCUCAGAUUUGUUGAGAUUAACAGGACCUGGACUCACAAUACAGCUUUGUUGUUGAAACAGAUUAACACAUCAAGUGACCGGAGGUGCAAAAGUCCCUCCGUCUCUCUUUCUUUCCCAGUUUGUACAACAUUCCCUCUGGAGCUGCAUUCACACUCCUCAGGAGCUACAUCGAGUACAAAGCUUAUUUUCACUUUCCGCGAUUUGUUGGCUUUAUGAAAUCCUGGUUGAUUGGUAACUUUGAGCUGAGACAAAAUAGAGAACAGCCCCUCACUGGUUUCCUUCAUGUCUGGCCGAAGUCAGCCGUCUUGGCCAGUUUGUGACAGCCAUGACAGUCACCUACUCUCGCCGGGUUGCAGAUGCUGGUCUUGGAACCUUCUUUCACCUGCUUCUGCGCUGGAAAGGCAGCAUCUAUAAACUGCUCUAUAGAGAGCUGAUCUUCUUUACUCUACUUUACUACUUCUUCAGUGUUAUUUACAGGUUUGUGUUAAGUGAUGAUCAGAAGCGGACGUUUGAGAAGCUUUCAAUAUAUUGUGACCAUUACGCAGAGCUCAUCCCUGUGUCUUUUGUGCUGGGAUUCUACGUAACCUUGGUGGUCUCCCGUUGGUGGGGCCAGUUUGAAAACGUACCUUGGCCUGACCGCUUGGCAGCAUUAGUGGGAGGUCAUGUCCGAGGAGUUGACGAGGCAGCCAGGUUGACCCGGCGAACUCUCAUGCGCUAUGCCAAUCUCUCUGGUGUGCUUAUCUACCGCUCUGUCAGCACUGCUGUCUACAAGAGGUUUCCCACCAUGGAGCACCUGGUGCAGGCAGGUUUGAUGACAUCAGAGGAACUGAGGCACCUGGAGGACCUUCCCUCCCCUCAUAACAAGUUCUGGGUUCCAUGCAUGUGGUUCGUCAGUCUGGCUUUGAGAGCUCGGACUGAGGGCCGCAUCAACAACGACGUAGCACUCACAGCCAUUCUCACGGAGCUCAACAACUUGCGGGCAAAAUGUAUGAAGCUGUACGGUUAUGACUGGAUCAGCCUGCCACUCGUCUAUACACAGGUUGUGACAGUGGCGGUCUACAGCUUUUUCUUGGCUUGUCUGAUCGGUCGUCAGUUCUUGGAUCCAGCUCAAGGUUACCCCGGUCAUGAUAUGGAUUUCUGUCUACCUGUGUUCACCCUGCUGCAGUUUUUCUUCUACGUUGGCUGGCUGAAGGUGGCUGAACAACUCAUAAAUCCCUUUGGUGAAGAUGAUGACGACUUUGAAACUAACUGGCUAGUUGAUCGCAAUUUACAGGUGUCUCUGUUGAGUGUGGAUGAGAUGUAUGACAGCCUGCCGCUGGUUGAGAGGGACACGUACUGGAAUGAGUCUGAGCCUCAACCGCCUUAUACUGCUGCCAGUGCGGAACACCGCAAACCCUCUUUCAUGGGAUCGGCACUGGACAUCAGUGUUCCUAAGGAGGAGAUGGAAUUUCAGACCAAUCUGGAGCAGAUCAACGAGCAUGAGGAGGCCAGCUACUCCACCCCGCUGCUUGGAGGGUUGGGUCGCCUCCUUGGUGUCCAGUCACCCAACUUUCCUCGCUCCUCCCGAGUUUCUCUACUGCGCCGCCGCCCUGGAGCUCCACUAAGUCGCUUCCCCCUCUUUUUGCAUCCAGAGGCACCUUCAACCACGGGUCACCCCCGACACCCCAUCAACCCAGAGCGAGACUCAGACUAUGCCUUCUCCUCUAUGCCCUUGUAUGACAGACCUGGUUUCUACAGCUGCCCACAAACACCAAUCCACUGCGUACCACCUGUGCUGCCCCGCCCUCGGCCUUCCCGGCGAACUCAGAAUGAGUGGGAUCGCAGCAGCAGCUCCCUGGCACCUCCAAUGGCAGCUUCACAGUUCAUACAGCCCGACACCCCCAGUCAGAUUCCCCAACCACCAUCGUCUGCUUUCCCGUGGCUGGGUGAGAACGGUGAAGUGCCGAGUACAUCUGCCUUCUCCUUCCCUGACCCUCCACCGGAGCUCUGCCCAAUAUCCAAACUUAGACCUGGACAUGGCCUGCUGUCUCGCCGUCCUCCACCUCCUCACCUCACUCUGGAACCUCUGCCAUCAGACGACAGUCAGCCUGGACCCCAAAGUGCUCGAGUGGCAGCAGCUGGAGGGGAAAGGGUGUUUUCAUUCAGCCCUCCAUCUCGUAAAGCGUUAGCAAAUCCAAGUAAUCCCAACAAUAGCUCCAGCAGUAUUAAUGCCAUAGGCAUGAACAGCACCGCAACAGGAAGUCUUUGUAACAGUGCAAGUCACAGUAAUUUUAGUAACCAUGGGAACUUCAGCACAAACAUGAAGGCAAGCGACAGCAGCACCGACAGUGGCUUGAGCAAUACCAUGAACAUAGUGUCCAGAUCAACCCCAUUACAGCAAGAAGUCAAUCACCAGAACUCACCCAAUGAUUCUGGAAUCUCAUUGGUUGAGGGGGAUCUCCUAGGGGUUCUGGUGGAUGGUGUGGUGAGCAACACCAUUGCUGGAAGGGAGCAGGACUCAGAAAAGGUGUGACAUAUAAUUUUAGGCCACAAAGGAUUUCACAAUGUCAAGGUACUGAGGUAUAUUUUUGUCAGCCUGAGACAAAUUAUCUGCUGCAAAUUGACCUUUUCUUCCUGUUAAAUGCUGACAGAGCAGUUAACAUGCCCUCAUUGGCCACUUCAUUAUAUACUCCUGUUCAACUACUCAUUUCAGAAACACAAUGGAUUUUGAGAUCAGAGAAGAAUGGU